AUGGAACAAGGUUUUGUUAAAGCAAAUUCCUCUAAUUUGCCCAGGAUUGAUUUGUUAAUGUUAGGAGAGUUUCUUUCAUCAAAUAAAGACUUUUGUUCAUCUGAAUUUCGAAAUGUGAAAACUUCCUUAUCCUCACGACCGUUAUAUGCUAUUAGCUAAGUGCAACUUAAACGCGAAGGGAAAAUUUGCACUGUGUAAUGCCAAAUUGGCCCAGAGCACAAAGUCCAUGCCAAGUUGUUUGUAGUCACAUUGACAGUUGAUGAAGAUCAGGAAAAAGUAACAUCCAUUGAAUGCCACGUUUGUGUUGCUGUUCAAGGACAAGCACUACUUAUGUGGGUCCAUCGCAGAAGCGAAGAACCAUCUUGUACAAUUGUACAAUACUAUUGGCUAGAAUCACUGUCCAGAGUUGGUACUACACUGAAAUUGAUUACAGCAAAGGGCUUGUCAAACGGUAGCCCUAACAUUCCAUCUAAUCCCACAGUGUUGGAUUUUUUUUUAGAAGAAGCUAAAAAACGAAAACUUAGUGAUUGUGAGUUACUGAGGUAUCAACCGGACCAUGUAUGUAGUAAUGAAAUACUUAGGACAUCAAUGCAUCAACUUAUACUGAAGUAUAAAGAAAAAUGCUGUGAGACAUUUUUAGAUAAAAUAAAUUUGACUUAUGACAUCAUAAAUAAAAUUGAAAAUGAGACACGAGAUCAGUACAAAAAUAGCCUUUGGUUCGAAUUGAGAUAUGUCCGGAUUACAGCAUCUAGGGCUUAGGAAGUCGGUCGGUGUCAAAAAGGUGAUGGAACACUGAUGUCACUCAUCAGGGGGGGGGGGGGGGGGGGGGGAAUCUAAGACACACCAGCUAUGAAACGAGGUAUAAGUUUAGAAGAUGAAGUGUGGGUAACAGUGCGUAAGAAACUGGGGAAAAAAAUUAAGAGUUGAGGACUAAUAAUAUCCAAAAAAUAUCCAAAGUUAGCUGGUUCACCUGAUGGCAUUUAUCAAGAUAUAAUUCUUGAGAUUAAGUGCCCCAUGAGCGAAAAAACCUUUUGUAACCAUAUAAAAAAUGGGAAACCCACUAGCAAAUGUUAUGCCCAGGUGCAAAUGCAAAUGUAUUUGAGUGGACUAAAAAAAUGUUAUUUUUGCGUGGCAGAUCCUAAUUAUAUUAUAAAUAAAAAACUUGAAAUUUUAUUGGUAACAUUUAAUGAACAAUAUGUGUCAGAUUUUAUUGAAAGUGUGAUUACAUUCUGGAAAUCAUAUGUAUAUCCAUUGUUAUAUAAAGGUACAAAAAAGUAA
Molecule: messenger RNA, 1278 nt
Organism: Nymphalis io (European peacock)
Lineage: Eukaryota; Metazoa; Arthropoda; Insecta; Lepidoptera; Nymphalidae
Source: RefSeq, a predicted model, not a curated record